UUAAUUGAAUAUUUUUAUUAGUUUUUAUCACCAAGAAUAUUUGCAGCUGCAAAAUAAACUACCUGUGGAUGAGCUAGAGCCUUACGAGAAGCUCCUUUCUCCUCUUGCCAAAAGACGUUACAGACCAACAAUGACUCACUACUCUCUCAGAGGACUUCAAACCGAAGACUCAGCCACUGCUACAUCAGUAAGCAAUACUAAUAAUAAUAAAGGAACCAGUGGAAAGGAAGAGAUGGAAGCUAAAGAAGAAGAACAAGGAGAGGAUGAAGAGGGAGAGGAGGAGGAGGAGGAGGAGGUAGGGGGAGAAGAGGAAGAAGAAGAGGAGGAGGAGGAAGAUGAAGAGACCGGGUAUUAUAAUCUACGGAAGAGAAGACCAGUUGUGUAUCAGUAUCAACCUGUUAUACAGGUUGUUGAGGAGUCGCCUCAUAAGAAGCAGAAGAAUAAGAGAAGGAAGCACUCGUUCAGUUAUCACAGAUCAACUGGCAAUGGACCCUCUGCUUAUCAAGUACAGAGACACAGGCCAAGCACUCUGAGACACAAAACACAUCAGGGGUCCAGUACCUCCAGUAGUGAUGAGGACUCAGACGAGGCUCGAUUCAAGCGUCGUAAGAAGAGAAGCAUGAAGAGGUCCCGCUCCGAGUGCCUCCCAAUGAACUUCACACAAGACGACAUCACAACAGGACCAACAAGAGACAGAGUGGCCAUAGGAGCUAGUCUAGCAGACAUCAAUCCAAUGACUAUUGAUAGGGACACUAACUUUAAUAGCAUUGGGGGACUGACUGGACAUAUUAGGUCACUGAAGGAGAUGAUUGUGUUUCCUCUUCUUUAUCCGGAGGUGUUUGAGACAUUUCAUAUAUCACCUCCUCGUGGAGUUCUGUUUCACGGACCACCUGGUUGUGGUAAGACACUAGUGGCUAGAGCAUUAGCUAACGAGUGCUCCAAGGAAGGACGUAAGGUGGCCUUCUUCAUGAGAAAAGGAGCCGACUGCCUAAGCAAAUGGGUUGGAGAGAGUGAAAGACAACUGAGACUCCUUUUUGAUCAAGCUUAUCAAAUGCGUCCAUCAAUCAUAUUCUUUGAUGAAAUUGAUGGAUUGGCUCCAGUUCGAUCCACAAGACAAGACCAGAUCCACUCCUCCAUUGUCUCCACUCUCCUUGCUCUCAUGGAUGGGCUGGACAGUCGUGGGGAGAUAGUUGUUAUUGGAGCGACCAAUCGGAUUGAUGCUAUAGACCCAGCACUGAGGAGGCCAGGACGAUUUGACAGAGAAUUUAGAUUCCCACUACCAUCAAGAGAAGAUCGUCUGAGUAUAUUACAGAUACACACCCAUCACUGGUCCCCUCCAUUGAAACUAUCAUUCCUGCAAGAACUAGCAGACCAGACAGUAGGCUACUGUGGGGCUGACCUCAAGUCUCUCUGCACUGAAGCAGCUCUCCAUUCCCUCCGCUCACACUAUCCUCAGAUAUACAACAGCUCAGAAAAACUCCUCAUUGACACUUCAACUAUUAAACUAUCCGCUAGCAACUUCUCUUCAGCCCUCAGGUCUAUAGUCCCUACUGCUCAGCGAUCAACAGCUUCCCCUGCUGCUCCUUUAUCCGAUAUUGUUCUUCCUCUUCUUUGCCGUCAGUUUGAGGAGGUCUUGAAUGUUUUGUUGUACGUGUUUCCUCCAUCUUGGAAAGGGAUCGGGAAGACUCUUCCAAAGCUCAAGAGAGAGAGGGAGAGACUGAAGGAGAGGGAGAGGACCAUAGCCACUGCUGGAGAGGACGGAUCAAUGUUGAUGGGCAGUGGAAUAGAAGAAAUUGACAUGUCAAAGUGUGUCACUGAUUCGUUUUCUUUUCAAAAGUCUCAACUGAACGAUCAGAUCAGUAACGUGUUCUUUGAUCUGGACGACAUAGCACAGCCAGACCACUCCCAUUCUGACCCCGCCCACAAUACAUGUAUUACGGAGGACGAGGCACCUGAUGGUAACGUAACCUCUACCAGUCCAGGUGGUGGGGCCUGUUUAGACUUCAGUUCACACCCUCACUCCUUACCCUCUGUCUUUAGACCAAGAAUAUUACUAAUAGGACAACCUGGUAUGGGUCAGUCGGAUCACAUAGCUCCAGCAAUACUAAACACAUUUGAAGACGUAUCCAUUCACAUACUAAACAAUAACACACUCUACACUAGCGCCACUAGAACCUGCGAGGAAUCAUUGCUACAUUUAUUUAGAGAAGCGACAUUAACCUCUCCCUCUGUCAUAUUCAUACCUGAUCUCCGUUCAUGGUGGGAGGGGGUGAGUGAGUCAUUGCAGUAUCUAUUGAUCUCUGUCAUUAAAGGAUUGCCCCAUUCUCUUUCAGUGUUAGUGCUGGCCACUGCUGAUUGUGAUUAUGGUGAUAUUCCUCCAUUGCUAACUGAACUAUUCAGUUCCCAUCACUCGUGUAUAACAAUUCACUCACCAUCUGUGACCGAACGGGCACUUUUCUUACAUGACAUCCUUAUGAAGAAACCCACUGAUCUUCCACCGACAAAGCCUAUAAACUCAUCAGAGGUGCAGUUUGCUGAACUUCCUGUUGCUCCCGCUCCUCCUCCUAAGGAGUUGACUGAUGAGGAGAUUGCCAUUCUCUCUAAGCAAAGACAAGCUGUUCUGAGAGAACUGAGAGUAUUUCUACGUGACGCUACUAACAAGUUACUAGCUGAAAGGAAGUUUAAAGAAUUUACUAAACCAGUCGAUAUUGAAGAAGUUCCGGAUUAUUUUGAUAUCAUUAAAUGUCCGAUGGAUCUGUCAAGUGUCAUGAAGAAGAUUGAUGAGCAUCGUUAUAAUGUACCCAAGGAAUGGCUUAAUGAUAUUGACCUCAUCACAUGCAAUGCACUGGAGUACAAUCCUGAGCAUGAUCCUGACAGUAGAUUACUGAGACACAGAGCAGUGGCUUUACAGGAUCUUGCUCACUCAAUAUUUGAUCAUGAGCUCAGUGAAGAUUUUGAAAAGCAAUGCAACAAUAUGCAAGAUACAUUUCAAAGAAUAGGAAAAGGUCUUCCAGUGCCUUCACCUCAUGAGGCUUUGACUACUCAUGCUGUCUCUCAUCAUUUAUCAAGUCUCAGUACUCCCUCGGGCUGCAUCUCAUCCAAUAAACUCAAACUGACCUCAUCCACGGCCUCCAACGAACCGACCAGACGCAGCCUAAGGAAGAUGGGCAUUAAUCCAGAGUCUGGAGGCUUUCCUUAUUAUUCUCCGUCUAAACUAAGAUGUGGUAGUAACAGCUCUGGAGCAACUCAUCCACAGGAUGAAGAAGAGGAGAGCAAUGAAGCCUCUAGACUUAAUCAGGACUCAGCUAAGACUAGCACAACUGAUCCAAAGCCUACUCCUGUUGAAAGGAGCAGUGAGCCUGGAGGUGAUGUCGGAGUUCAAGCAGUUUCUAGGAGGCUUAGUUUUCAUGGAGAAUCAAGCACGAAGCAGUCACAUGGCGUUACUGGUGAUGUCCUGUGUAACUUCAAUAGCUACACUCCUAGUCUCUGUAGCAUGUCUAGUCAUGGUGAAACUGACACUGCUAGUAACAAUCUUGUUUUAACGAUUGAAGAAGAUAGAGGAAGAGAAGGAAAUGGGAUGACACAGACUGUUUCACUUUCACCUGCUUCCCAGCAAGAGCUGGUGGUUGAUAAUGUACGAUUGAGUACAUUGUAUGAUAGUGUGCUAGAGAAGACAGGAGGGCUGAGUGUUGAUAAGCUAUUGCAGUUACACUCUCACUGCAGUCAUAUUAUAUUCAGACAUAGAAUGAAAGCAGAUAAAACUGAACUAUUACAGGAUCUAGAGAAAUGCUGCGAUUUAUUUCUUAGGAAAAAUACAUCUACUCAACAAUAACUGAAAUGCACUUAAAUGUGAUUACCGUAUUAUUAAUAAUUAUUAUUAUUAUUUAAAGGUGUCCAAAAUUGGGUAAUCUUUUUCUUGCAGUGCUAUGUAAACACUUACAAUCCAG
Amphimedon queenslandica is the source of this 3947-nucleotide messenger RNA. RefSeq names its product ATPase family AAA domain-containing protein 2-like. Gene Ontology annotation, cellular component: nucleus. Gene Ontology annotation, molecular function: chromatin binding; ATP hydrolysis activity; ATP binding. Gene Ontology annotation, biological process: nucleosome disassembly; nucleosome assembly; transcription initiation-coupled chromatin remodeling. NCBI's taxonomy places the organism in Eukaryota, Metazoa, Porifera, Demospongiae, Haplosclerida, Niphatidae. The record is from RefSeq and is a predicted model, not a curated record.